AUGGCUGUCACCGCCGAGGGCGCCCGCAGGAAGGAGCGCGUCCUCUGCCUGUUUGACGUGGACCGGACCCUCACGCCGGCUCGCCAGAAAAUUAACCCUGAGGUAUCAGCCUUCCUGCAGAAGCUGCGCAGCAGGGUGCAGAUUGGAGUGGUGGGCGGCUCCGACUACGCCAAGAUCGCUGAGCAGCUGGGAGACCCGGACGAAGUCAUUGAGAAGUUCGAUUAUGUGUUUGCUGAGAACCGGACGGUGCAGUAUAAGCACGGACGGCUGCUCUCCAAGCAGACCAUCCAGAACCACCUGGGAGAAGAACUGCUGAAGGACUUGAUCAACUUCUGCCUCAGCUACAUGGCCCUGCUCAGACUGCCCAAGAAGCGCGGAACCUUCAUCGAGUUCCAGAAUGGCAUGCUGAACAUCUCGCCCAUUGGCCGCAGCUGCACCCUGGAGGAGAGGAUCGAGUUCUCUGAAUUGGACAAGGUCCAGGGUCCAGCAACGCCUGUUCCCUCAGCCUCCAGAACCAGCCUCAACUGCAGGCCCAACACCACACUCUCCAGAUGGCCAUCUCUUCUCCCCGGGGCUGCCCCCAGUUCCCUUCCUCUGGCCUCCCUCCUCAGCCCUGUCUGCUCUCCAGCAGUGCCCUCGAGGAUCUCUCCACACUCCAUCCCCUGCUGGCAAUCCUUCCCAGGCUCCCCAUUGUCAAUGGGCAGUGUCGCAGCCCCCUCCCAGCCCUGA
This is a messenger RNA of Sciurus carolinensis (gray squirrel), 729 nucleotides long. Its product is annotated as phosphomannomutase 1-like. Gene Ontology annotation, cellular component: cytosol. The record is from RefSeq and is a predicted model, not a curated record. Gene Ontology annotation, molecular function: phosphomannomutase activity. Bases 1 to 729 code for a protein of 242 amino acids. Gene Ontology annotation, biological process: protein N-linked glycosylation; mannose metabolic process; GDP-mannose biosynthetic process. NCBI's taxonomy places the organism in Eukaryota, Metazoa, Chordata, Mammalia, Rodentia, Sciuridae. The transcript is spliced from 4 exons.